Mandrillus leucophaeus (drill) is the source of this 1481-nucleotide messenger RNA. RefSeq lists its product as uncharacterized. Lineage: Eukaryota; Metazoa; Chordata; Mammalia; Primates; Cercopithecidae. The record is from RefSeq and is a predicted model, not a curated record. Bases 12 to 956 code for a protein of 314 amino acids. The transcript has 6 exons.
GCGCAAAGUAAAUGGCGGCUCUGGCGGUUCUAGCACCGGAGGCGGCUUCUUGGACACCCGGCGUUCGCGGGAGCCUGAGGCGCUCGGUUGCUAGAGCCUUAGCUGGGAGUGGCGUGGCUGCUUCCCGCCUGCGCAGGACCAGGCCGGCCCCCGCGGAGCUCAGGGCCUGGACCCGCGCUCCCCACCCAGAGCUAGGGAAACGGGAAAAAGAGGCACAAACUCGGAAGCCGCAGUACGGCAAGAGCCUAAGCAAAGAAUCCUUUCCAAGCAUUCACACCUUGUCUAUGCCAGGGCACCGCCUGGGCCUACGGCCUUCGCAACCUGAAGCGCCCGCAGCCCAGAACUGGCAUCAGGCCGGGAAGGUCGUCGCAGGCCCCAGAGUGCGGGCACUGGGGGCGCGCGCCUACUGGCCGCCCGGGGCUGGGGAGGCAGGAGGCAAGGACGCCGGCAGGCCCGCGGCUGUUUCCCCUCGGUCCCCUCGGCCCGCGCCGCGGACCCGGGAGGCCAUUUUGAGAGCGCGAAGUGGGGCGGCAAGAUGGCUGCGUGGGCACCCGGGAGGUCACCGCGCCAAGGGCCCGCCGAUCCCCUCCUCGCACUCGUCCAGCCGCGCGGCCCACGGAAGCGGAACGCGCGUCGAGCGCUCCCUGCCUGCUCGCCCCAGACAGAUGCCCCGUUAUUCAUUACCCCGAGGCCUAGAGGAGCGAAUGGCUGCCGUCUUCCUGCCCACAGCCAGCCGGACCCUCCGUCGCGGCUGCCCGGUCCCCGGAGCCGCAGCUGCCGAGCCCGGCUGUGCGUGUCGUGGCUGCUGGGGAGAAAGGCGUCCGGACAUCCUCUGGAGUCAGAAGACAGCAAAAAGAGAAGCAGAAGCCCCGGUGGCAAGAGUCCAAAGGGAGAAAAUAACCCAGUUUGGGAAGGACAAUUUAAAAAGGAAAAAUAUUAGGAAGGAAUCACUGUAACCUGUGGAUUGUACUGCAGUAGGAAACUAUCCUAGCAAGGCUCCACUUUGCCCCAGCUUCAAGCUGGAAAGGAGGAGAACAUGAAACGUUGCUUGAAGACAAUGGCCGAGACAGCAGGUCCCACCCUGCACAGCCGCCAACAUCUCUUCCCUCAGCCUUGUCUCUUCUUCUGCAGUUGGGAUCUGCACAUUUAAGCCUGAAAUUGUCCUGUGAAGUGAAGUAUGAUCGGACAGCCUCUUUUCAGCUUUUAUGAAAAUGGAGACAGAGGAAUUGUGGCUCUUGCCAAGGUCACAGGAUUGGAACACAGAGCCAAGCCACCCCAGGACAUGCAAGAGCCUCAGAAGGGAAAAAGCCCAGCAGGAAGGGAGAACAAGUAGCCUCUGUUCUGAGGUUGUAACAGCCAGGGACCAGGAUGGAGGAGGAGGACCCCGUAAUCCUGCCCAUCUGGGACUUGGCAGGGGACCUGGGAAAAUGUACCCCAACCCAUCCCUCAAGGGCCUUUGCCUUUGGCCCAUUGGCCUAGCA